This is a messenger RNA of Oncorhynchus mykiss (rainbow trout), 3129 nucleotides long. Its product is annotated as serine/threonine-protein kinase ULK3. NCBI's taxonomy places the organism in Eukaryota, Metazoa, Chordata, Actinopteri, Salmoniformes, Salmonidae. The record is from RefSeq and is a predicted model, not a curated record. Gene Ontology annotation, biological process: protein autophosphorylation; autophagosome assembly; response to starvation. Gene Ontology annotation, cellular component: cytoplasm; autophagosome; cytosol. Gene Ontology annotation, molecular function: protein serine/threonine kinase activity; ATP binding.
UUUACUGUAGAAAUUACUGAUUACUAUUUCAAUAAAUGUGAGAUUGUCUUCUCUGGACUGCCUUUACAGAUCAGGCCGAGUAUUAAAUAUCAAACCGGUAGAGGGCAGUAGAACAAUGUGCCAUGGUUUGGAGCAUCGACGUGUUUUGAUCAGCUGACGACGACAGCACGUUCACAGUGGAGCUAGCUAGCAGUGUAAACUAUCAUUCUGCAACUCACAGGCACCGGAGUGUGUGUAUGGAUGUGAUUUGAAUGUAACUGAAGGAGUGGGAUGGUUGUUACAUUUUUGUUUUAUGUCGCCCUCUUUCCCGAAAUGUAAAUAUUUUUGGUGUCAAUACCCUGUACACCAAUAGGUGUAGUCUGUCAAUACAACUUUGAAGAAGAAGAAUCAUUCUGCAAAUUCGGCAGUAUUUAUGAAUGACGUGCACUUUGCAGCAACUUUGAUGCAACUGUGAACAUCAUCAUCAUGGCUUCGAGCUUCGCCCCACCGAAACUGGCUGAUUUCAUUCUCACUGAGAGGCUGGGCAGUGGCACCUAUGCGACAGUUUACAAAGCUUACAGAAAGGGGGACAACCGGGAGGUGGUAGCAGUGAAGGUGGUUGGGAAGAAGACUCUGAACAAGGUGUCUAUGGAGAACCUGCUGACUGAGAUAGAGAUCCUGAAAACUGUUCGCCACCCUCACAUUGUUCAGCUGAAGGACUUCCAGUGGGACAGUGAAAACAUCUAUCUGAUCCUUGAGUGGUGUUCUGGUGGGGACCUGUCCCGUUUCAUCCACAGUAGGCGCUUGCUACCUGAGAGGGUGGCUCGGCUCUUCCUGCAGCAGAUAGCCUGCGCUCUUCAGUUUCUCCAUAAUCAUAACAUCUCCCAUCUGGACCUGAAACCCCAGAACAUUCUGCUCAGUGGUUCUGUCCUUAAACUAGCAGAUUUUGGCUUUGCGAGUUACAUGUCUCCGUGGGAUGAGCAGAGUGCUCUGAGGGGCUCUCCUCUCUACAUGGCCCCUGAGAUGGUGUGUCGAAGGCAGUAUGACUCCAGGGUUGACCUCUGGUCUGUGGGAGUCAUCUUGUAUGAGACACUAUUUGGCCGGGCACCAUUUGCCUCCAGAUCCUAUGCUGAACUGGAGGAGAAGAUCCGCAGUGACAAGCCCAUCGAGCUGCCUGCAGGGGCCAGAGUGUCCAGGAACUGCAGGGACUUACUGCUGCGGCUGCUGGACAGGGACCCUGACACCCGCCUCACCUUCACUCAGUUCUUCUCCCACCCUUGGGUGGACCUCGAGCACAUGCCCAACGCAGAGAGCCUGGGGAAAGCGAAGGAUCUGGUCCUGAAAGCUGUCCAGAAGGACCAGGAGGGGGAUAGAUCAGCUGCUCUGUCUCUGUACUGCAGCGCACUGGAGCACUUUGUCCCCGCCAUUCACUAUGAGACAGACAGACUGCGUAAAGAUGCCCUUAGGCAAAAGGUUAGUCAGUACGUGUCCAGGGCAGAGGAGCUGAAAGCUCUGGUGUCUGCAGACAACAGCCUCUGCUUUGAGCAGUUCAAGUCCACCAGAGACAUCCUGAGAGAGAUGUCCCGAGACCAACCACGGGUGCUGGCUGCUCUGAAGCUGGCAUCUACAGCCAUCGCCAUGGAGGAGAAUGGGAUAGAGGACUAUGAUACACUGGCUCUGUACCAGCAGAGUCUGGGAGAACUACUGCUAGCCCUGGCAGCUGAAGCCCAGGGGCGCCGGAGAGAGCUGCUCCAUGGUGAGAUAAAGAGCCUAAUGACCAGAGCUGAAUACCUCAAAGAACAGAUCAAGAUGCUGGAGACCCAAAAAGAUGUGUCAAUGGACAGAGAGCCUCUAUCAGAAUCUGUGAGAAGUUCAUGCUGUGUGCAGUGAGCCAGCCUGGCAGUAGGAACCAGAGAGAGGGGCCAUCGUGCCUGCGGAGCCCCAGACCCCUGCACCUCUACGGGUCAGGCUAAGGAAUCCCUCAGGCCUCUGAGACCAUGGCCUCAGUGGUCUCGCGUCACCCUACUCGUAAGUCUCAAUCAUCGCGCGGCUGUUUCCCAACAAACAUGAGAAUGCCUGGAAAUGGAGGCAAUGGCGUCAGAGACAAUCUACCCUGUUAUUACUCUGCCUGGACUUCAACUAGCAGCUUGUCAGCCUUGCAUCCCCCUCACCAACACAACACAGAAGACUGUCACAGUCUCCAGUCACUGCUCAGCCUCAAAGCCCUCCUGCCUAACCAUUCAUAUGGAAAGGCUGGACAGCUUGUAUGCUAAUACUGUACUGUUAUGAUAAACUAGUGCUGUAUCAUGUUGUUGUGUUAUGUUGCAGGAUGAAUAAGAGUAAUAAUGAGCCUCAAAUGCUUGUAGUUGCGCAAUAGAUGGCGACUCAGAAUGGCUACCCAGCAUAGCAAGUUUGUAGCAAGUUUGUAGUCUGUAACUGAGUUAUCGAAAUGUAUCAUUAAUAUUUGGGAAAGCUCUUCUGGCGUCUGUCGCCCCACAUACACACACACACACACACGCGCCUGCGCACACACACGAACAAACUAAAUCCAUUUUCUGUGGCCUGACCACAGUCUCACCACGCUCUCUCUGCUGAUGGAGCAGCCUCUACCACUAUGAGAAGAAAACUUGAGAGGUGCGGCUGCUGCCUUAUUUACUCUGUAGACUUUCAUUUACUUUUGGGUUGGCACCGGUCAGGAUGAAGGCAUACAGUAGCAACUGUGAAGUCAAGGCGUGCUUCACAACUCAGCCUGCUUUAGUAGCCUGCCAAAAGGUUGGACAUUUGGUGACAGGUUAACAGUUACUGCUGUUGUGGGUCUUUUUCCUUUCUGUUUGAUUUCAGUGAGCCAGGUUGUGUGUAUGAAUCUACUUUCAAGGGAACUUUCAGUAUUUGUGAAUAUACUGUACCAUAGGAGGCGAUCUGCUGUUUAAUCAGGAAAUGGAAUGGUGUAACUGAAAAGGAAGGGAUUGGAAAGAAAUGUCUGUUGAAUUGAGAACUGACAAUUGUGUAUUGUUUUUGUUGAAACAUUUUGUAUGGGUAUGAUUUUAUAAAUUAUUUAUUACCGUAAAAGGCUGAUUCAAUUGAAAUAAAAUUGCUAUGUAAUGUGUUGUCAUGGCCUGUAUUCAUAAAUUAAAGUGCCUUUGGAAAGUA